Messenger RNA from Caenorhabditis elegans, 1439 nucleotides. It is a transcript of the gene idhg-2, whose product is annotated as Isocitrate dehydrogenase [NAD] subunit, mitochondrial. Lineage: Eukaryota; Metazoa; Nematoda; Chromadorea; Rhabditida; Rhabditidae. Gene Ontology annotation, molecular function: magnesium ion binding; NAD binding; oxidoreductase activity, acting on the CH-OH group of donors, NAD or NADP as acceptor. Gene Ontology annotation, cellular component: mitochondrion. The record is from RefSeq and is marked reviewed. Bases 205 to 1326 code for a protein of 373 amino acids. The transcript is spliced from 8 exons. Gene Ontology annotation, biological process: tricarboxylic acid cycle.
ACAUUUAAUCGAUACCUUUUUUCUCAAAUUAAAUAUUCUAUAGCUACAUACAUAUUGUCUCAAAUUUUGAAAUACUAGACAGUCUCUAGCAAAAAAAUUUACGAAUUUGAGAUAUUUUAAGUUCUUCUUAACUUCCUAAUCGAAUUCCUAACUGACAAUGAAUCAAUAACGAAGCUUUUAUAACUAAAGAACAAAAAUUUAAGAAUGUUCUCAAAACUUCCGAUUCAAGCGGUUCGUGGAGCUGCCUCUGCAAUCCGUACCCAUCAAAUUCCAGGUCACAGACUCCCACUAGCAAAAUAUGGUGGUCGACAUACAGUUUGUGCCCUUCCUGGAGAUGGAAUUGGCCCCGAGAUGAUUGCCCAUAUCAGAAAUAUUUUCUCGUUUUGUCAUGCUCCAGUCAACUUUGAAGAAGUGCAAGUCUCAUCGUCGCUUUUGGAUGGAGACAUGGAUGCUGCUAUGCUGGCAAUUGAAAGAAAUGGUGUUGCUAUAAAGGGAAACAUUGAAACAAAACACGACGAUCCACAAUUCAACUCUCGUAACGUUGAACUCAGAACUAAAUUGGAUCUCUAUGCCAAUAUUCUUCACUGUGUCACAAUUCCAACAGUACCUACCAGACAUUCUGGAAUUGAUAUUGUUCUUAUACGUGAAAAUACGGAAGGAGAAUACUCUGGAUUAGAACAUGAAGCAGUUCCAGGAAUCGUAGAAAGCAUUAAAAUCGUCACCCGUGAGAAAAUUGAGAGAAUCUCAAGAAUGGCAUUUGAAUAUGCAAAAGCAAAUGGAAGAAAGAAGGUUACAGCUGUUCAUAAAGCUAAUAUUCAGAAACUUGGAGAUGGACUUUUCCUAAAGGUUGUUCGGGACAUGUCAGAAGAUUAUAAGGAUAUCAAAUUUGAAGCAAUGAUUGUGGAUAAUGCCUCAAUGCAACUUGUCUCUAAACCUCAACAGUUCGAUGUAAUGGUUAUGCCAAAUCUUUAUGGAAAUAUCAUUUCGAACAUUGCAUGUGGCCUUGUCGGUGGACCUGGAUUAGUGUCUGGAAUGAAUCUUGGAGAUAAAUAUGCUGUUUUUGAAACAGGAACUCGUAAUACUGGAACUUCUCUUGCUGGAAAAGAUAUUGCCAAUCCAACUGCGUUCAUUCGAGCAUCUGUUGAUAUGUUGAGAUAUUUGGGAUGCCAUUAUCACGCUAAUAUUAUUUCCGAUGCAUUGUGGAAGGCUCUUGUUGAACAAAGAAUUCACACUGCUGAUAUUGGAGGAAAUAAUUCGGCCAGUGAUGUUAUCAACGCAACUCUUCAGAACAUCAAAGUUUUGAUGGACGAGAACCCAAAACAUUGAUGAAAUUUCUCGUGCUUUGAUAUAAUUUUAAUUUUCUGGAUUUUAAUAUUUCGUGUCAGGUUUUUAUGUUUUUCAACUAUACUUUUGUAAAUAAAUAAAAAUAUUGAAAUUGA